Colletotrichum orchidophilum is the source of this 864-nucleotide messenger RNA. RefSeq names its product C6 zinc finger protein. Lineage: Eukaryota; Fungi; Ascomycota; Sordariomycetes; Glomerellales; Glomerellaceae. Gene Ontology annotation, molecular function: DNA-binding transcription activator activity, RNA polymerase II-specific. The record is from RefSeq and is a predicted model, not a curated record. Gene Ontology annotation, biological process: regulation of transcription by RNA polymerase II. The coding region runs from base 1 to 864 and encodes 287 amino acids. The transcript is spliced from 2 exons.
AUGGGGAAACCAAGCUUAACCUCCUACAACUUGAGCUUCUCCACACAUACGAUACGUUCACAUGGACGGCACUACCAUGGUCGCCAGUGCUCGGAGACUUGGAGAGUUUCGGUGCGAGUCUUGUUCUCAAACGUAUAUCUGAUGAAGGCCCUUCUUGCCAUCUCGGCUCUACAACUCGCGGAACUGCGCGCUGAACGGAGGGGUCUGUACAUUUCCACCGCUCUCGGGUAUUAUCGUGUUGCCUCAGAGACUGCGAGAGAGAUGCUGCAUGAUGUCUCCGAAACCGAUUGUGUUCUGUUGUUUCAUUUCUCUGCAUUGAUUGAGUCAAUGGCUGACGAUGACGCGGGUUUCUAUGACUUGAUUGGCAUUUUACAAGGAAUGGAGGGCCUCCUUGACGACUUGUCGCAGAACACCUCAAAGAGUACAUUAGCACCCCUCAUCAGCUAUGGCGCAGAAAGACGGGCUUUCCAACAGCAUCAUGAUCAACCCGAGCUCGAUUCCCAGCAGAGUAAAGAACCUCUCGAUGACUUCCAUGCUCUCCUCGGUAAUCUGAACUUGGAGAGCGAUAUAUUGGCUAUGUACAUCGAGGUAAUAAAGAGGCUGCGUGACGCGAGCAAGGGCGUGCACGUCUGGGAAGGUGCGGAUGCUUUAGUCUGGAUAUACAGGUCCUUGGAAGAUUUUACACCGUUGUUGGAGGUGAGGGAACAGGAAGCCUUAGUUCUUCUAGCCCACUUCGCCGUUGUCUUGAAUAGUUGCGGAACUCAAUGGUCGCUGCAUGGCUGGGCAUAUCAUAUCAUGUCGAGCAUCUAUCAAAACCUUGAUGAGGAUCACAUGACAUGGGUUUAUGAGCCGGCAAAUGAAUAG